AUGAAUAAGCGACUAAGGAGCCCACUGGACAAUCUAAUCUUGUCUCUCUUAUUUAUUCUAAGCUUGUUUAAGAUAUCAUAUCAAACUGUGAAUUCUGACGAUCAGCAAGUACAACUUCCUCUGCAUUCCAGCUUUAUUUUACCUAAUGGCCUUAAAGGCCUUGUUAUUAACCAACCAGAGAGUUCAAUAACCCACGUUAGUAUUGCCAUCAGGAAACACCUACAUGCCACCUCGGCCCAAAACAAGGGGCUCAGCUGCUUUUUAAAUGUGGCCCUCAAAUAUAAGUUAGACCCCAACAACCACAACGACGCUGAGUUUAAAGAAUUCCUAGCCCAGCCCAAUAUCUACAAAACCACCGAUAUGGGUAAUUUCCUUAUUAUCGAGUUCUUCGCAAAGAAAUCUCAAAGUCUAAUUCCAUUGAAGCUCUUAACAUCAGUUAUUGUCACUCCACCUACUCUAGAAGAAGCUUCCCAAAUCAAUGACACCUACCUUGCAAAACAUCACCCCACCCCACCCACACCAGGUGUUAUUGAGAACAAAAUCAUUGCGUUAUGGAACAGUAUAUUCUGUUUGUCGACUAUUAGGCUUGCAAUUGCCACCCCUUGCCAACCAGUAGAGAUAGUUGAUUUGCUGACGAACGAGUAUAAAGACCUCGAUCAAACAUCUGAGCCAAAAAUGUACAUCCCUUCUAAGACCAAGGUGUUGAAAGAUUUGCUAAGCACUAGAAGGGAUAAUACCCCAACUCAAAGCGAAAGCACAACGAUCACUCUUUUUAUUCCACUUCUCAACGAUAUCAAAAACAAAACUAGGCAGCCUAUCAUUGACUUACUCCAUUUAUUAACCUGUUGCAACAAAAUCUACGACGGCUUUCUUCAAUAUUCAGGCAACAUUUGGGCUCAACUCAAGGAGAUACCUAGAAUUACUCUGAAACUCAUACCUAGUGUUUAUCUCGUCAUAGAAAUAGACAAUAAGGAUAGAGUUGAUCCUUCUGAGGCUCUAGAUCUAGUGGAUGGUUUCUUCCAAGCUAUCAAGGCAACCUACAAACAAUCAUACUCGAAGAUAGGCUGGUGCCACAAAACUAUUAUAAACUCGACCAGACUAGCACCCAUGAAGAUGGAAUUGCCCUGUAUCCCUAAUCUAGUCUCGGUCUACCUGUUCUUUGCGGACGUGCAUGAUAUCAUUAAGUUCAUCUACACGCCUAUAUCUCACUCCCAGAAGAUUUGCAACAUAGAUGAUCUGCUUGAAAUGGCAAUGAAACGAGAACUUUGGAUUGUUAGAAGAGAUGCCCCUAAUUCUCAUCAGGGCGUAUUAGCAAACCAAGCAUCGGGACGUUCAUAUGUUCAGCCGGUGCCCAAAGCAACUUUGAGGGUCGGGAGAAUCAAAAACAUUAUCUGCCUAUGCAACACCGAAUCUAUGCCGCAACAAACCAACAAUACUGCCUUGGGUAACCACCAGUCUAGCUCUUCCAAUCUCAAUCCUAUCUUUUCAUCACAAAAUAGUGCUUCUCGGGCCAAUAGGCCUUUCCAAGUCGCCAGUGCCCGCGCAUACCCUACCAGCUCGAACAACAUUGCUCUAGCGCAGGCCACAGCUAACAACAUCACGCAUAGCAAAUAUGAAGAGCCUGGUCUUGAGGCGCACAGUUUCAUUGAAAACAACCACGAAGGACAUUCGACGGUUAGUAUCGUAUUGACCAACCGCAGUUACCUUAGCACCAUUCACAGUUAUAUCUGGCAAGUUACUCACGUACUAGCAGUAUUAGAAGAGGCCAAUGUUCAAUAUCUGUCUCUAAUUGGGGUUAGCGACGUUCUUAUCGAAGCCGAGGUUAAGGAAGAUGGUAAGUUCGUGGUUGUCCUCCGUGGAUCAGCCCCAGACAUCAAACAUAUGGUCCAGAUGUUCUUUUCACUCUACAAAUAUCACCAAAUCACUCUUAAACGGUUAAAAAUAGCAGUGCAUAGGACAACUAACUUCUUUUUGACUGAAUUCUACCGAAGAGGAUCAACUCGACCAAAUCCGCUAUUCGCAGAGGUUUGGAAUUGUCUGGGCAGAACACCUCUUGAUUGCUACCAGUACAUUAGAAAGAUCGGCAUCAACUAUGCUACUCCGCUUAUUGAGGAUGCUUUAAUCAAUAUAAGAGCUGAAAAUGUGCCACAAGAUCUCUUCCACGCAAUAAUCAAAUUAGUCAAAGCCUAUAUUAAGCCCUGGGUGUACACCAACUACCAGUUAAUUGGCAACCAUAGCACGCAGCAUCAUUCAGGAAAGAAAUCAGAAGAGAUUUCGGCCCUUAUUGGAUACUUCCAGAUUGAUCCAAUGGCCAAAUUAGGCGUAACAAACUACCAUAUGUUGGCAUACUAUUUAUUGCUCAAGCAAUUCCCACCAAGUGACCUCACUAACCAGGAUGUUGUUAAGGCCGUCCAAGAUUGGGAGGGUUCUCUUGCACCCGCCAGCACAUCAGCAGCACCAAUUCCAGAAUCUCCUAUACUAAGCUUUGAUCAAAGGAUUAUCGAAAACCUUGAAAGCGCCAUUACUUUCUUCGACGAUACUAUUGUUCUGACUCUUACACUCAACGGACGAUACAGCCCAGCUAGACUUUUGCAUGCAACUACGGCCUAUUCCCAGUACUUAACUUGGGUAGCUGCCACUAUGACUUCGGCACAGUUGGCGGUUUGCAAAGAGAGGGCGCUGCACGAGUUUGAUAUUCUCAUGAAGACCGGCGGGAUAUUCGAAGAUAGACCUUUGCUCUUCCAAUGCAAUGACUUCUGGCGAGAGUUCGACUAUAAGAGAAAGUUCGCAGAUGUUCUCAACAAAAUGGCUUUAGAUAAAGUCCGAGAGUUUAUCUUAUACCAUUGCAUGAAACCUCUUACCGUGAUACAUAAGAGACCUCGGCCACUAUCACUAGACCAACCCAAUCCACCUCAACCUAAAACCGCCCAAAGACGAGCAGUAACUGACCCUUUAGAUGACCUUGAUCCUAGUUGCUCUGUUAAAAGGCUCAAUCUAAACAGCUAA
Nematocida homosporus is the source of this 3006-nucleotide messenger RNA. RefSeq lists its product as uncharacterized. The coding region runs from base 1 to 3006 and encodes 1001 amino acids. The record is from RefSeq and is a predicted model, not a curated record. The transcript has a single exon. Lineage: Eukaryota; Fungi; Microsporidia.